AUGGAAGAAAACCUGAAAUCUGUGUUGCCUAAAUUACUUGAUAGCAUUCUAGAUAAUUCACAUUUUGUGAACGAUCAUCUAGCUGUACGUUUGAUCAAACUUUUAUCCAAGUAUUUCACUGAUUCAUGGCAACAAAUCAUAUCGAAUAAAGAACCAUUAUCGCCACGACCAGCUAUACAGAUAACAACAGAUCAGUUUAUUAUUUUUCUUGAUUAUGAAGUUAUUAGUGAAACAUCAUCAAUUGAUCAAGCUUUAUGUAUUGUUAUUUCAUUAUAUGUUAUAUUCGAAUUACAAUUUGGUAAUAGUCAAGAUCAAACAACAGCUACAUAUAUUGGUGAUAAGGAUCUGAUCAAUGAGUAUUCAUCAGAAUCGUCAGAUUCUUCUUCUUCUUCAUUAUCACCAAUGGAUCCUCCACUUGUUAUUCACAUUUCACCAACAAAAGAACAACAAAGACAAAUAGCAUCUUCAUCAUCUUCAAACGGCAAUACAUUAUGUGAAGUAAAUAUCAAACAGCAAGUAUCAGCAGCAUCAACUGAUCGAUCUUCAACUAUUUCAAAUAAAAAAACUUGUCAAGCAAAAAAACGUCUUGCUAGUUCCGAAGAACCAAUAGCAUUACGUGUAAAACGUACACGAGUUAAAAGACAAAUUAACUAG
Adineta steineri is the source of this 654-nucleotide messenger RNA. NCBI's taxonomy places the organism in Eukaryota, Metazoa, Rotifera, Eurotatoria, Adinetida, Adinetidae. The record is from the annotation of a GenBank genome assembly.